Messenger RNA from Heterocephalus glaber (naked mole-rat), 4568 nucleotides. It is a transcript of the gene Rin2, whose product is annotated as Ras and Rab interactor 2. Gene Ontology annotation, cellular component: endocytic vesicle; cytosol. Gene Ontology annotation, molecular function: guanyl-nucleotide exchange factor activity; small GTPase binding. Gene Ontology annotation, biological process: vesicle-mediated transport; signal transduction. The record is from RefSeq and is a predicted model, not a curated record. Lineage: Eukaryota; Metazoa; Chordata; Mammalia; Rodentia; Bathyergidae.
CCUUGUCUAGGCGAGAGAGGGACUUGGAGACAGCCUGUAGCCACCAGGGCUGACCCUCGGCCACUCCUCCUCGGAGUCUGGGACUAGCAGUGUGGUGGCGCCUCCAGAUGAACUCUCUGUAAGAGAUGGGAGUGGCCUGGGAGCUCCUGUCUGCUCACUUCUUUGAAUCACUUUGAAGGCACUUGAACCUUGUACCUUCUUCUCCAUUCCUCCUGAAUAACCACCUGGAAACCUAAGUUUGUCUGUGGCACGUGCACCUACUGGCAGUGAUGGCAGCAGUAAUGCGGCGGGAUCAUUCCUGUGCAAGCUAGAGCUCAGGGUAGCCGUGUCAGGCUCCAGGAGUUUUGCCGGGAGCAGCUAAAGAGGAUGGACUCAUUUUGCAUUCUCAGGUCAGAAUAAACCCCAGCAUGGCCUUAGCCUGAAAACCUCUCCAUGUAUGAGAAACUGGAUGUGCUUGCAGAUGGUUAACCAGGGUCGGGAACAUGCUGUGCUGCAUGGUCAGACAGCAGGAGGACCCCUGCCCUGAGGACAAGGAAGCAAAGGGCAGCCCGAGGGACUCUGGCUACGACAGCCUGUCUGGAAGGCUCAGCAUCCUGGACCGGCUCCUGCACACACACCCUGUCUGGCUGCAGCUGGGCCUGAGCGAGGAGGAGGCAGCCGAGGUCCUGCAGGCGCAGCCACCUGGGAUCUUCCUGGUGCGCAAGUCCACCAAGAUGCAGAAGAAAGUGCUAUCCCUGCGCCUGCCCUGCGAGUUCGGAGCCCCACUUAGGGAGUUUGCCAUCAGGGAGAGUGCCUACACCUUUUCCCUGGAAGGCUCAGGAAUCAGCUUUGCAGAUUUAUUCCGGCUCAUUGCCUUCUACUGCAUCAGCAGGGAUGUCCUGCCAUUCACCUUGAAGUUGCCUUAUGCCAUUUCAACAGCCAAGACUGAGGCUCAGCUUGAAGAACUGGCCCAGCUGGGACUAAAUUUUUGGAGCUCCUCCGCUGACAGCAACCCCCCCAACCCUCCACCUCCCCAUAGGCCUCUCCACUCAGACGGCCUCUGUCCCGCCUCCUGGCGCCAGCUCUGCCUCAUCAACGGGGUGCAUGCCAUCAAGCCCAGGACGCCUUCGGAGCUGGAGUGCAGCCAGACCAACGGAGCCCUGUGCUUCAUUAACCCGCUCUUUCUGCAAGUGCACAGCCAGGACCUCAGGGCCUGCCCAAAGCGGCCAAGUUCAAGGACUCCCCCGGCGAAUGGCUCCGAGUGGCCUCGGUCCCCACCACCCAGGCCUCCGCCACCCACCAUUCAGAGUCUGCACACCAGCCCUCGGCUGUCCAGGAGUGACACCCGGCCGGGCAUGCCACAGACAGUCAGCCAGGACACGCAAGAGAACGUAGCCACGCUGGGAAGGAAACCAACCCCCAUCCCUCCACCCCGGCUGAAGAAGCAGGCUUCUUUCCUAGAGGCGGAGAGCAGCACCAAGACCUUGACGGCCCGGCUGCCUGGCCGGGGCUUGGAGCUGGAGCUGGAGCCGGGCACAGCUGGCAGCACAGGUGGGGCCCCGCCCACGGGGGAUUGCACAAGGGCCCAGCCUCCUCCCGCCUCUGCAGCCCGGCCCCCACGCCAUGGGGGCAGGCAGAGACUGAGCGACAUGAGCAUUUCCACUUCCUCCUCUGACUCGCUGGAGUUUGAGCGGAGCAUGCCGCUGGAUGGCUACGAGGGGGACACAAACAGCAGCCUGGAGGACUACGAGGGCGAGAGUGACCAGGAGACCAUGGCACCCCCCAUCAAGUCCAAGAAGAACAGGCACAGCUCCUUCGUGCUACCCAAGCUGGUCAAGUUGCAGCUUCGAAAGAUGAGCGGGGUGCUCAGCUCCUUCAUGACACCUGAGAAGCGCAUGGUGCGCCGGAUCGCAGAGCUGUCACGGGACAAGUGCACCUACUUUGGCUGCCUGGUGCAGGACUACGUGAGCUUCCUGCUGGAGAACCGUGAGUGCCACGUGUCCAGCACGGACAUGCUGCAGACCAUCCGGCAGUUCAUGACCCAGGUCAAGAACUACCUGGCCCAGAGCUCUGAGCUGGACCCCCCCAUCGAGUCGCUGAUCCCCGAGGACCAAAUCGACGUGGUGCUGGAGAAGGCCAUGCACAAGUGCAUCCUGAAGCCCCUUAAGGGACACGUGGAAGGCAUGCUGAGGGACUUCCACAUGGCUGAUGGCUCCUGGAAACAGCUGAAGGAGAACCUGCAGCUUGUGCGGCAACGGAACCCUCAGGAGCUGGGGGUCUUCGCCCCGACGCCUGACUUGGUGGAUGUGGAGAAGAUCAAGGUCAAGUUCAUGAUGAUGCAGAAGAUGUAUUCACCAGAGAAGAAGGUGAUGCUUCUGCUGCGGGUGUGCAAGCUCAUCUACACAGUCAUGGAGAACAACUCAGGGAGGAUGUAUGGUGCUGACGACUUCCUGCCGGUCCUGACCUAUGUCAUAGCUCAGUGUGACAUGCUGGAACUGGACAUUGAGAUCGAGUACAUGAUGGAGCUCCUGGACCCAUCACUGCUGCAUGGAGAAGGAGGCUACUACCUGACCAGUGCCUACGGAGCCCUGUCCCUGAUAAAGAACUUCCAGGAAGAGCAGGCGGCACGGUUGCUCAGCUCGGAAACAAGGGACACACUGAGGCAGUGGCACAAGCGGAGGACUGCCAACCGGACCAUCCCUUCUGUGGAUGACUUCCAGAAUUACCUCCGGGUAGCGUUCCAGGAGGUGGGCAGCGGCUGCACGGGCAAGACACUACUCGUGAGGCCCUACAUCACCACCGAGGAUGUUUGCCAGCUUUGUGCUGAGAAGUUUAAGGUGGAUGACCCCGAGGAGUACAGCCUCUUCCUCUUCGUGGAUGAAACAUGGCAGCAGCUGGCAGAGGACACUUAUCCUCAAAAAAUCAAGGCCGAGUUGCAUAGCCGGCCACAACCCCACGUCUUCCACUUCGUCUACAAGCGCAUCAAGAGCGAUCCUUAUGGUGUCAUUUUUCAGAACGGUGAUGAAGACCUCAGCCCUUCAUAGAGGGCACACUGGACUUCUGGUUGGUGCAACCCACAGGUUGCUGGGAGCCCAGCCUGCCUGCCAUGGGCUUGAGCUUGAAAGGCAGUCACCUCCUCGAGGACCCCCCGGGUCAGGGACUUAGCCAUCCACAGGCUGAUUUGACCAAGGGCAUCAUUAGCUGCAUUACCCAGGAAACAACCCAGCAGGAUUCUCCUUGGUAGUGGAGAAUCCUGUUUGAUGGUUCUAAGCUGGCUGAUAUGUAUGGGUACGUGCUGGGUGACACAUAAGGUACAUGCUCCUCUCUUACGUUCCAUAGCAGGUGUUUGACAAAACUGUCCAGUGCAGUGCGUCAGGUACUCCUCAGGUCUGUGGGUGGCUCCAUCUUUUCCUUCCUUUCUGUCUCUUUCUUCCUUCCUUUCUUUUCUUUUUUUUUUUUUUUUACAAAGAACUUUUGUGUUUUUAUAUAUUUCAUAGAAAAUUUUAUAGCAGUUGCAGGUAAACUGUCAGGAUGGUUUUUAAAAUAUUUUUAUAAUUUUAAAAUAUUCUAUAAUUAUGCAUGUGAUUUUAACAUUUAAUAUUCAAAAAGAAAUCUCUUGCUGGAUUUGAGAGUAUUGCCUUUUACAAGUCUCUCUUCUGUAACUGGAUGUUCAGGCAACUUUUAGGAGAGAGACAGCUGGAUUUCUUAAAGCAAUGUAAUUCCUGACACUGGCCACAGAAUGCCUUUGGAAAUUGAUGUACUGUCGUCACAUGUAGUGGUAUUGUGCUUGGCGUUUUGUGUUUUGUUUUGUUUAAACAGGUAAUGCUGAAAAUACGGAGAGAAAUGAAUGUAGAGAGAGGUAGAGAGAAAAAGACUCUGACAAAGGGCUGAGGAAUGUAGUCUGCUGGCUCAGGCUCUUUGAAGGAUGUAGGAAAGAGAGAAGGAACCUUAAACUAUGCUUAAAAUACUGUAAAUAUGCAAUGGGAUGUGGCGAAAAUCUAUUCCAUAUGUUUUCCACUUUUGGAAACAAUUUUGAAAGCCCCACAAGGAAAAAAAAAUCAAGGGUGACACUUUUUUCUCCAUUUCCAAUAAAUCAAAACUAACAGCAUCUAGUUAUUUUGGGCAGAGACCAAGUAGUGUAUAAUGUGGCUUUUGUUGCAUUCAGUAAGGUGCUGUUAAGAAAAGAGUGGGAAAAGCACCAUAAAACCCAUCUGUGUUAGAAUGCAGGGGCAAAGGGUUCGGCUCAGUUGGUUCCAACCCCAGCACUGCAAAAAAUAAAGUAGUAUGGUGAGGUUAGAUUUGUGUUUUAUAAAACCAACUUGCAUAGUGCACAGACUAGAGGGUCGCAUAUCAGUGUAAACCAGGUAGAGACAAAAACACGUUACUGUAACUGUCGGGAUGCAUCGUCCUGUAACUUGAUGGGUUUUGGACCUUUUACUUUUGCCAGUCCUGGCUUUUGUUGAGCAAGAACCUUCAGCACAUUCUGUGUUGUACUUCCUUUUGUAAAUGAUUUUUUAAAAUGGAAUUUGCACAUAAUACCUUGUAAUACUGUACGAUAAUCCUGUGUGAAAAUAAGUUUUGCAACAUUC